This is a messenger RNA of Osmia bicornis bicornis, 3002 nucleotides long. Its product is annotated as tubulin glycylase 3A-like. Gene Ontology annotation, molecular function: protein-glycine ligase activity, initiating. Gene Ontology annotation, biological process: cilium movement; cilium assembly; protein polyglycylation. NCBI's taxonomy places the organism in Eukaryota, Metazoa, Arthropoda, Insecta, Hymenoptera, Megachilidae. The record is from RefSeq and is a predicted model, not a curated record. The coding region runs from base 266 to 2869 and encodes 867 amino acids. Gene Ontology annotation, cellular component: cilium. The transcript has 14 exons.
GUCAUUUGCAUCAGCCUAAGGGAUGCCGUUUCAUGCAAUUCCCCUGUCGAUCGGUAAUCGUUGAUUAGAGAUCGAUAGCUGUGUCCUCUCAAUCAAAGGAUGCUAACGAAAGGACAUAGAAGAUUCAACAGCUGAUCCAGGAUAAAGUAACGUCGACCGAUUCGGGCCCAUCCUUCCUCCACCAACCCUCGUUGCAAUGAAGCGAAGCUAAGGAUCAGCGGAGUGCAUCAGUGCAUAAGAGCCCACAAAUCUGCAAAUACACUACAUGAAUGCGAACGAUGAGGCGCCAUCGAAUCUGGAGCCGGCCAACGCGGAAAAAACGGACAAGAAUGAAGAGGAGAUCGUCGACGAUGAAGCUGUCGAAUCGAACGCGAAACGACUUACCGAAAACGAUGGCGGUGAUACGAACACGCUCGACGAAAAAGCAGAGCUGAGUUUAGAAUUCCGACCGACUCUUCACGAACGAUUCAUGCGAAUCAAACAAAUGGUCAAGGAUGCCAUUGCAGCUCAUCACACGUUUAUGAUUUACGGGAAAGCUCGAGUGAUUCGCGAAUCUAUGCUGAGUAGAGGGUGGUGUGAAAAGUUCUUCAGGAAGAAUUCUAAUGGCGACCAACACUUUAACGUGAACGCGAGUCCUGUGAUACUGUUGGCUGGCAUUGGUGACUUGAAGGAUCAACAAAGUGAACGUCAAUUGAUAUCCAGGAUGCUCACCAAUCACACGGUUGACUUUCUAUGGAACACAGGGUCGGAAUGGCCUGGGUGGCCGUCGCAGGAUAACAAAACCACGAUCUUCAAUAGAUACUGUCGGGCAGGAUUCACCUCGAAGGUGGGCUUAUGUUCAAAUGUCAGACAAAUGCAUUGGUACUACGAGGCUGGAGUGGCGAACACCCUGUUUCCGCGUUGUUACAAUUUAUGCCAGGGCGAUCAGAUGCACGCUUUCAUCGAAGAUUUUCGAUUCACAGCUUGCCUGAGCUUGCUGAAAUGGUUGGUGAACAAGGUAAACAGCGAAGGCGAGAACGCAGUUAGAUCGCCAACUGGCGCGGUGCCUUUGAAGGCAUUAGAGUUCGCAAUUAAACGUUGUAGCGAUUAUAUCAGCGCACAGUCUCACGAGGAUAUCGAUCAGGAGACGGAAAGAGUGUGGGCACAUCAAUGGGACCAGUUUAUCAGCUGGUAUUAUCAGAUCGUUCACGGUCAGGCUUCCUUCGUUCGAAACAAUAUACCUCUCCAAAAAAUCUUCCUGGCGUCGAAGCACAUCUUGAGGAAGAUGAAGAAGUAUUGGCCUCAAUUGGAGAUGGAUGGAAUGAUGAACGUGUGGAUCAUGAAGCCUGGGAACAAGAGUCGUGGGAGAGGGAUCGUUUUGUUGAAUAAAUUGGAAGACGUGAUGGCGAAAAUGAACCCAUCGAGUAAAUCAGACACUCGUUACGUCGUUCAAAAGUAUAUUGAACGACCGUUACUGAUACAUAACACCAAGUUCGACAUCAGGCAAUGGUUCGUCGUUACCUGUGCUCAGCCUUUGACCUUCUGGAUAUACAAAGAGAGUUAUCUGCGAUUCUGCUCCCAGAAAUUCAGCCUAACAGACUUCCACGAGUCGAUUCACCUGUGCAAUCACUCGGUCCAGUGCAAGUACACGAAUUGCGGCGAUAGGGAUUCUGCAUUGCCCUCGGACAACAUGUGGGAUGCGACAACCUUCAAAGAGUACCUCAAGUCUCAGGGACACGAGAAAGCAUGGGACGAGAUCAUCUAUCCAGGAAUGAAGCAAGGUUUAGUGGGUUCUAUGUUGGCCAGCCAAGAGGCUAUGGAUCGUCGUAAGAACAGUUUCGAGUUGUACGGCGCAGAUUUCAUGGUCAUGGAGGAUUUCUCCGUUUGGUUGAUCGAAAUCAACAGUCAUCCAGACAUGAGUUAUUCCAGCAGAGUAACGACGCGUCUCUGUCGACAAGUUUUGGAGGACACGAUAAAAGUGGUGGUUGAUUUUCGAGAGGACAGAAACGCGGACACAGGUCAUUUUGAGUUGGCUUAUAGACAGAGGAUGCCCAGCUGCCAGCCUUAUCUCGGCGCAGCUCUGUCCCUUCAAGGAACUCGAAUCACUAUAAACGGCAAGAAGCCUUUAAGCAAUCAAGACUCAAAAGUUAACCUCGUGUCGAAAUCACCUAUGACGUGUCUGACGAAGAAGAAAUCUACGAUACACAAUCAGAUUGGCCCGGUGAUCGUCGAUCUGAUCGAGGAACUGGAAAUUCAGCUCGACCAGGAAUUUUACGCUUAUUACAAAGUGGAAUCGCCUAAGCUGAGACAAGCACUGCCAGCGAGCGCGCCGGCAAAACCCACGAAAACUGGCGUAUUGAUCGAUAAGCAGGAAGCAACCGUGAAGAGCGCUCCUGUGACCGGCACGAUUGCUCAUUCUAAAGCGAAAUCGCCUGCGGGGAUUCAGAACAAUCAGGACAAAAGUGGGAGCAAUCAGAGGAACGCGACAAGAACCCCGAGGAAAUCGCGGACUUUCACUGGAACGCCGGGCAACAAAGGAACAUCGUCUCCGACCAGGCAAUCUUUGGUUUCCAAGAUUAUAGCCAUUCAGAAGCAGUCGUCGAAGCUGGCGCCGAAAAUCGACAAAUCAACGAAGCAAACCGAAGACAAGAUUAUCAAAUCAGUGAUGCGAGACGCGAUUAAGAAGUACAAAAAGAAUGCUUCUCUGUCCUCGUCAUCACCCGAAACACCCCUGUUACCGUCCCUCUUAUCCACGAACAGGGUAAGUCACCCUGCAGCUGUGAAACAGAGGAAUCAUAACGUGUUGAAGAAAAACAGUCGUCAGAGGAAGAACAAGGUUCUAACAGACAUCACCGACAUGUAUGCUGUUGGUUUAAGGUUGACCAAGUGAUAGAGAAAGGUCUUCGUGAUUCGCACUCGUUACCAGUUGUUUCCGACUAUUUGUUGAUCUAUUCCAGAAGUCUAUAUUUGAACUGUACUUAUGGUAUACAAACAGUCAAUAAAAAGCUAUCCUGUCCAUCGUU